CGCCACACCCAAUAUGUCAGCGUGAGUAAAUUUUGUUCAGGAAAUAUGUGUGGUGUGAGUGUUUGUAUAAUUAUACCAUUGAGGAAUAUUGCGUGUGGUUUUGAAUAUGUAUCGUUUUAUACAUCUCUUUUAUAAUUACAAGAUUUUCUAUAUGAUAGUAACUGAAAUAAUUUUUCAUCGAAGUACCGUUUUUAAUGUUCAAUCUCGGGUUCGUUUUGAAACUUCGUAAUUUGUAGUAAUACUAGUGGUAGUACUAUUAUAUCAUCGAUACGUUUAGCCUUUAGGCUUAACGUUAUUAGUAUCACAAAUAAUUAUUCACUAUUUCAGUAAACGACAAGAAAGUGAUUAACGAAAUAGUUUAAAAAGUAAAACACGUAACAAUAAACAUUAAAGACGGCGAUUGUACGUAUAGGGGGGACUCGUAUGGUAAAUGAUAUAUUGAUAAUUUUUUUUCGAAUAUGGCUUGUUGUCUAAGCGAAGAAGGAAAAGAACAAAAAAGAAUCAAUCAAGAAAUAGAAAGACAACUUCGCAAGGACAAGCGUGAUGCCAGAAGAGAACUUAAACUCCUUUUACUAGGUACGGGUGAAUCUGGCAAGAGCACAUUCAUUAAACAAAUGAGGAUUAUUCAUGGUCAAGGCUAUUCAGAUGAUGAUAAAAAAAGCUAUAUUAAACUAGUAUAUCAAAAUAUCAUAAUGGCAAUGCAAAGCAUGAACAAAGCCAUGGAAAUGUUGAAGAUAUCGUAUAAAGAUCGGAAUAAUAUUGAAAAUGCUGAAUUAGUUCUGUCUGUUGACUAUGAAACAGUCACUACCUUUGACAGUCCAUAUGUAGAAGCAAUCAAAUCAUUAUGGGUAGACCCAGGUAUCCAGGAAUGUUAUGACAGACGUAGGGAGUACCAGCUCACAGAUUCAGCUAAAUAUUAUCUUAAUGACAUAGACAGAAUAGCAGUUCCAAAUUACUUACCUACGCAGCAAGACAUUCUUAGAGUCAGAGUACCGACAACAGGCAUUAUUGAAUACCCCUUUAUUCUUGACUCCAUCAUCUUCAGAAUGGUUGAUGUCGGUGGUCAAAGAUCUGAAAGAAGAAAAUGGAUCCAUUGCUUUGAAAAUGUUACAUCUAUAAUCUUUCUUGUUGCCUUAAGCGAAUAUGAUCAAAUUCUUUUUGAAUCUGAUAAUGAGAAUCGAAUGGAAGAAAGUAAAGCGCUUUUCAAGACAAUAAUCACAUAUCCUUGGUUCCUGAACUCUUCAGUCAUCCUCUUCCUCAAUAAAAAAGAUUUGUUGGAAGAAAAAAUAAUGUUUUCCCAUCUUGUCGACUACUUUCCUGAAUACGAUGGACCAAAGAAAGAUGCUGUUCAGGGAAGGGAAUUCAUCUUGAAAAUGUUUGUGGACCUCAACCCAGACAGUGAAAAAAUCAUCUAUUCUCACUUCACAUGUGCAACAGACACUGAAAACAUACGAUUUGUAUUUGCUGCUGUUAAGGACACCAUCUUGCAGCUAAAUCUCAAGGAAUACAACCUGGUGUAGGAAAGGGACCAUCUAGCAAGAAAAAUCCAUGUUAUUAAUAGGUGAAAACUGGGCAGGAAGUUCAGAAUAAACACCUGUACACAUCGGUUGUCAUCGUGUUUUAAACCUCGCACCAGAGAUCAUUCAAACCACGAAUUUCAUACAAGCCUCUCGUUGCGUCUUCAACUUCACGAUGAAAAUGCAUCUAGUAGACAUUCAAAGUCAUUUAUCUUCCCAACAAACAGAGUUGAAGACUCGCUUUGAGGCUGGUAACAUGUGUCCCCCCCCCCUCCUUAACUGUAUGAAUGUUACAGCAGCUACAAAAAAGUCAACUUAUUUUUUUAAUGUAGAAUAUAAUGGUAACAGUUGUUUUGAGUUAAAAAUAAGCAAAAUAAAAAUAUUGUAGUUCUUGCUCUUUUCCAGAUGAUUAUUUUCGUUUUUGAGAUUUUUAGAGAUUAUGUAGUUGAGUGCAUAAACUUAACCCUAACUGUGUGACAACUCUUUGUAUUGUUUUUAAAUAUUUUGAUUUAUAUGUAAGUAAAAAAAAAACAUAAAUUUAAAACUUUGAGUAAUGUAACAUACCCAUUUUUUAUUAUUAAAUUUACAGCGAGAUAGUCGCAGAUUGUCUGAACAAUUUUCCAAGGAAAUUUUGCUUAUUUUGUUCUGCAGGCUGUAGAGUUUUUGAUUAGAUGUGUAUUCAUAGUUAAAGGCAUUUUGUAGGUAGCUUAAUAUCUUUUAUUUUAUGAGGAAAAUAGUAAUUCAUCAGUUUUAAAGGUGAUAAAUUAUUGGGUUGAAUUAAAAUUAUCAUACAAAUUAGGUAUAGUGUUUAAAGACAUAGAUUAAAAAUUAAAAUUGAAACGUUCUUUUAUAAAUUUUGAGUUGAGUGUCAGGUAUUAUCAUUGAAUUUUGCAUUUGUUGUUUUUAAUAUACAUAGUUCAUCAAGAAAAGGAAGAGAAGUACAGAAAAUUGAAUUUUUGUAACAUUAGGCUUUUUCCAAUACUAGUAAAGAAUAACAUUUAUAUCGGAAAUUUUUCGUUGCUUAAAGUUUAUAUUUGUGAGCAGAAUAACGAGGCAGGAAAUAAAUUAGUAGAAAACUAUGUCCAUGGUGAGAUUUUUCAUGAUGAAAAUUGUGCAAAGUUUUAGAAAACUAAAGAUUUAUUUUUAACACCACUAUUUUCUCUUCAGAUUCUACAAUGUCCUUUAACUUUGUCUACGGGUACAUUGUAUUAGGCUACAAAAUAAAAAAUGCAAGGUCAUGAUAAAGAUAAAAAUGUUUUAUUUCUUUUUAAACACUUAAGAAUUAAAAAUUAUGGCUUUUAAACAUGGAGAAAAAUGUUACUACAUUUGCUUCAAGAAAUUAUGGAAAUAUAUUUCCAAUAUCGUAUCACACGAGCCUUCAUCCCAUAAGACAAGCACCAUAUUUAAAUAUGCUGACUCCUCUGCUUGAGAUUCACAUCAAAUAUAAUUCAUUUGGUAUUUCCACAGUUAAGUUGUGAGUUUUCUAAAUCCUAUCCUAGAUAGACGAUUCAGUGCUCUACCGAUUGUAUUUUCCAUUAAUUUACACCUCUUACUAAAAUAAAAACAGUACUUUCCUUCAGGUGUGGGUUGGCCCUGUGAUAGAGCUCUGGAUUUCAGGUUCAAAUCCAUGCUAUACCAUAAAAUGUCUGCCACACUUUAAAUUGUGUUUUUUUUUAUUUUUACACUAACAAUGUUACCCUAAUUGGUUGGUGGUAGGGUACUGCUGACUGUCUGUCUUCCGUUUGGUUGCAAGAAUCUGCCAUCUGUACGUGUAGACGUGCACACAUGAUAUUUCUACAUGGACAGAAUCAUUCUGAUAGGUUUGAAAGUUCCACUGCAAAAGAAUCCAUUACACUAUCUUGAAAGGACUAAGUACUUGAGGUCAUAGAGCCUAUGUUGUUCUACGUGUACUCAGUUUAUGAUAUGUUUUAUGCACUAAUACAUCUUGAAAGUAAAACAUUUUUCGGAAAUAUAUUUAAUUCCAAUCUUUCAAGUUACAACCGGGUAAAACAAGUGCUUUGCUAAUAGAAUUACACCACUAGGGAUGCCACCAUGUAGAUUAAACGUAACAUAGUAAAGAGCAGUGUUUUCUCAAACUAAAUAUCGGGUAACUGAAACAUUCAAGGUCUCUUGAAGAUUUUGUUUGUAUUACAAUGUAAAAAUAUGUAGCUCUACCAGUAAAUCUUUUUGUAUCCUGAAAGAAGUAUUAAGUCUUUCAUAUAGAGUACCGAAUUAAUAAUAUUUUUCAUUUUAGUAAUACAUUAAAUGUGUCUAAAAUUCAUAAUAUAAAAAUUAUAUAUAUAUAAAAUUAUUGUUUUAAAUGAGAAUUUUUAUAGUUAAAUGUAUUUCAAACUUCAACCUCAGUUGUUAAACUAACAAGACAAACUCAAUGUGGUUACAAGGCUAUUCGUGCCUAAGGGUGUCGUAUAGAAGUUUCAACAAUGUGUAUUCUGCAUUUGAUAAUGGUUUAUGACAGUUGUAUGUGCAUUAAAAACGUUGGCUAUCUAAACAAGUUUUGGAUUAUACAUUAAAGAAAAUUAUUGUCUUCCAGUUGGUAAUUAUUAUUUAGCUUUAAAAAGUAAAACAUUUUCAAGCUGUGUGUUUUUUGUAACGAGAAUUACCGUUGUUUAGUUUCACUGUAUCAAAAUGAAGUUUACGAAUUAGAAAUUAAAUAAGAAUUGAGCUUUAAUAACAACUGAAAUUGAAAUUAAAUCUGUAUGUUGUUUAAUUUUUACACUGACCUUAAACUGUAAAUGUUUAAUUUCCAGUACUCGCAAUAAUGUAUUUUCUCAUAUUUCCUUCAUUCUUAUCUUUACUAAAUGCUCUAAAAAUAUAAUCAAGUUUAAUCAAAAGUUUAUAUGAUCAUUUAUUGUCUUUCUCUAUAAAUCUGUUAUUUGAAUUGUAGAAAUACUAAUUUAUAAACUAUUUAAUAAAUUGUAUUGUUUAUUACUGUAAACAGCAACGUGAUGUACGGGGUGUCUGGUUAUUAUGUUAAUAAAGUUGUUUACUUUUUGUUUCAGAGGUUUGUAAAUAUAAUUUCUAAACACCCUGUACAUACAUAGGGUAAAUUACGUAUCCAUUGUGUUAUGAACUGUGUUAUCAAACUAUAUGUUUACUUGUCGACCAUUGUAUCCAGUAUUGUACUUCUACGAUUCACAUGCAGUCACAGUGCUUUUGUUAUACGAUAGAGUGGCCUAGGAAGCUGUAACCACACCUUUGGCAUUAAAGCCUAGUGCUUCCAAGCAAGUCCUAGAAUGUCCACUAGAAGAAAAA
Limulus polyphemus (Atlantic horseshoe crab) is the source of this 4790-nucleotide messenger RNA. RefSeq names its product guanine nucleotide-binding protein G(q) subunit alpha-like. The transcript is spliced from 9 exons. Gene Ontology annotation, molecular function: GTPase activity; G-protein beta/gamma-subunit complex binding; G protein-coupled receptor binding. The coding region runs from base 459 to 1520 and encodes 353 amino acids. NCBI's taxonomy places the organism in Eukaryota, Metazoa, Arthropoda, Merostomata, Xiphosura, Limulidae. Gene Ontology annotation, cellular component: heterotrimeric G-protein complex. Gene Ontology annotation, biological process: adenylate cyclase-modulating G protein-coupled receptor signaling pathway; phospholipase C-activating dopamine receptor signaling pathway. The record is from RefSeq and is a predicted model, not a curated record.